Messenger RNA from Cylicocyclus nassatus, 1064 nucleotides. NCBI's taxonomy places the organism in Eukaryota, Metazoa, Nematoda, Chromadorea, Rhabditida, Strongylidae. The record is from the annotation of a GenBank genome assembly.
GUUUAGGGUUGUGCGCUUUCUAGGGCUGUGCCAGUGUCGUACGAGCGCCCACCUGAACGCAUUUUCACGACGUUAGCCCGGCGCUGAAAAAAUCUAGCCCUACUUUCUCGGAUGUUGCUGUAUCGGCUCUGUGUGGUUUCUCUUCUGUUAUGUGCAGUAAUGGCCAGGAGAGGUGGAUCCACAGGAGGGAGGGGAUCGUCGCGAUCCCGCAUAUCUAUCUCCCACAAAUCGCCGUCACGAUCAGGUUCAGCUGGUCGGUCGUGGUUUUCCGGAUCAGGUUCUUCUUACCGAUCUUCGUCACAUCAUUAUCAUCAUUACUCUUCAUCAUCACGGUUCAGAAAGCUAUAUUCCUCAUCCGGCUCAGCUGAACGUGCAGCGUUGUUCCGUGGAGUACUGUUCGCUGCAACUGCUGGCUAUCUCAUCCAUCAAGGAGAGAAAUACUACAUCAAUGAAUCUGACACACCUAUAAUAUUCGAUGACCGUCCAUACUUCUGGAGCAGUGAACUUCCUUCCGAUACUUACCGAGGAGUUUCCUGUGCUGUGCGUGAACAAGAUUGACCCAGAGGACAAACAGUUUGGCCAAAUAUACAACGAGAAUGGAACACGCAUGACUGAAAUCGCUUAUCCAUGUGCUGAAGGAGAAUCUUGUUGUGGGUACGAUUGCUGCUACGAACGAUCCUUCUGGUUGGAACUUCUGUGUAAAAUAGUAUUAUGGGUGCUCUCGUGCUUGGUUCGGUUUGUGGUUCUUCCCAUGGUUGUCGUCGGGAUCGUCCUUCUUUUAAAAUGGAUGUACGACAAAUGUAGUGAUUUGUGUAGGCAAUGUCGACGUACGAGACUCUGGGAACUGGUGCCGCUCAGAUCAUGAAAGGCAUAGUUUGCUUGCUUUCUUAACAUUUCUCUUCUCAUAUCUAAUUUGAGAAUUUUUACUUGUAAUGUCGUCAAUGUCGUCAAUCUCUGCCAUAUCUUUUCUGUGAUCAAAAAAGGGUUGUGCUACCUUUUAUACACGGGUUUCAAGAAUCUGCAGACACUGAAACAUCCAGAUGGCUUUACUAUUUAUUGUACUG